This is a messenger RNA of Rhizoctonia solani, 7764 nucleotides long. Its product is annotated as proline-rich protein Rad9 protein. Lineage: Eukaryota; Fungi; Basidiomycota; Agaricomycetes; Cantharellales; Ceratobasidiaceae. Gene Ontology annotation, biological process: establishment of mitotic sister chromatid cohesion; replication-born double-strand break repair via sister chromatid exchange; regulation of gene expression. Bases 1 to 7764 code for a protein of 2587 amino acids. Gene Ontology annotation, molecular function: chromatin binding. The transcript is spliced from 30 exons. Gene Ontology annotation, cellular component: Scc2-Scc4 cohesin loading complex. The record is from RefSeq and is a predicted model, not a curated record.
AUGCGGGAAAUUCCAGUCGACCACGAUGGACCCAAGUCGCGCCACGCCGUUGGUGGCGAGUGCGUCUGCACCAGAUCCACAAGCACUAAUGGCAGCAUACCCAUUUGCAUCUUCUACACCAUCAGCUCAUGUUUCGCGCCAUCUGAGUACCCUAAGCAGCGUGUCUUCGAUCCCCUCGUUUAUGAUGCACGGUCAGCAGCACUAUCAACAGAUCCUGAAGUAAGGCAAUACGCGGCACGUGCGUUAGAAAUGGAAGUACAACAGAGCGCCUAUCACGGAUACGCUCCUCCAACACAGUGGAGUCAGUCUCAAUAUACUGCUCCAGUAGAAUCUUACUCGCAGUACUCUCAUGGAGGAAACUACGGCCAUGGUCAAUCGACCUCGAUUCAACAACAGUACGGGUACCAACAGGGCUCGCGUCCGGGGUUCAGUGUUCAAAGCCAGACCUCUCAGUAUCAGACAUUAUCUUCUCAAACUUCUCACCAGGUCUCUCAAACUCAUGGAUACCCCUCAGAGAUCCGUGCUAUGCCUCAUCCAUCGAUGGAACAAUCUACUUUGGAUGCUCGGGCCAAUUCAAAGCCUUAUUCUCAGACUUAUUCUGCUCAGCAAUAUGGAAUUGAUCAGUCUUCAACGGGUUCAGUCUCUUCAGGCUCCAAUGAGCGGCACGACGUGAACCGCCUACAGUAUCAAAACCACCACGGUUCUAAUCCACGCCACCGACAAGCCUCAUACCCGACUUCAGAUGCAGCGACGUAUGUCAAUCGCCCAAGCUAUCCGUCUCAAUCGAGUGCUAUCAUGUCAUAUAAUCAUCAAGGGAUUACGUCGUACUCUCAACCUCAGUCGUCGACUGCCUCUUACCCUUCUCAGCCUCAGCCAAGUUCUGUUUCUCAAUCACGGACGACUCAGCCCGAUUCAUACGCCUCGGCCUUUCUGGCACCUCUUGCGUCUCAUCAGUUUGCUCCUCGGUUAUCUCAAUCGGUUUCUACGCUCCCGAGACAUAGCUCGGACUCUCGUGCUGUAUAUUCAACCAAUUCUCGGUCCGUGUAUUCCGAAGGAGCUCGUCCCGUAUACUCUGCCGAUGGUCGGUAUCUGUAUUCAGCCGACGCGCAAGGUAAUCCUACCACCAGCCAGAAGCCUCCCUCGAGCAGUUCGCAGAUUCCAAUUACACAACAGCCUUAUUCUUCUCAACCCUUGCAGCGCAACUCUCUUAGUCAACAGCAAACUGCGUUUCAAACCAAUACGAACCCGGGACGCGGUCACUCUGAGGAAGCAGGUUCGUCCAAUGAUACGAGAGUGCAGACAGUUUAUGGAUAUGCUCCUCGCUCUCAAUCAGGGAAGCGGCAUUAUCAGGAGCAGUAUGAAUACCAUAACCAACUACAGGCCCCGCACUCGAAUCAAGUCAAACAAGAUAUGCAUUCGGAUAAUCACCAUGUUGGAAAUCGCCAGGCGCAUGGUACACGUCGUCAACCGGAGGGACGCUGGGGCACCAAUUCGUCUGAGCUUGACACCCAUAAUCACAGUCCUGGCUCGUUCACCCAUCACUCUCACCAGAGACCAGAACAGCCUGACUCGGCUACUCAUUACACGGCAUCGCAGGGCCAGCCCGUUCAAUCGUUAUCCACGUCGCAAGUGCCAGAUGAGCAAUUAUCUGAGGGUACUUAUGCUGCUCAACCUCAUAUACAAAAUAAUGCUAGCCAUUCUGCUCAAAAUUCUGAUGGCCCUCAUACUCAGCCUUACUCUUCAUAUCGCUAUUCUGAGGCACAUGCGCGAAGUCACGUCAAACCAGUGUCAGAACAUCCUCCAGCUCACACGAUUCCGGUGCAGCAAACAAAUAACGUUGCGCCUGAACAACAACCCGGAGUUCAAACGUCGCAAUCUUCGCAAGCUGAAAUGCAGACAGCCCAGCCAACUGGACUUUCUACACAAACACAGACUUACCAUCGGGAUGUCUAUGCACCGCUUGCAGGACGACCCCUUCGAGGAAGGGGUGUCGGGCGGCCCCUUUAUAAUGGUCCUCCCCGGGUAUUGCAAGGUGGUCCCCAACGGAUCCUAUCCAUACCUCAGCCUACUCAAUUGCCUCAGCCACACCCUCGACAGCAACAGGGUGCUUACCGCCCCCCUGUGCGCCAGUCAUCUAAUGCGUCAGGUCGUCAGGUUAUCAGGACCCCAAGCUUUAGUCCAGUAUAUGGAGAGAUUCAGCAACUCAGAAGUGUUCCAGAUCCCAUUCCAGGCGGGCCAAACAGUAAUAUCUCUUCCGACACUGCCCAAGAGACACCCGGCACAGCAGAGCCCAGCUAUACCGAGGCCAGCGGUGACUGUUCAAUGGAGGACGCCAACGCAACCGCACGACUGCCCGAAACCGGGGCCACAAACGAACUCCAGGUUAUAAUCCAGGAAACAACUACCAGUCACCCCAAUACGCCACCACCUCCGUAUGAACCUCUGGCAAAGGAUCGUGCCAGACUACACAGCGGGAGUGUUCCGGAACAAGCGAGUGGACAGGGGGUUAUCGGAUACGCUACUCAGUUACAGCAGCUUCCAUUGCGAUCUCAGCAGUCCACUCCUCAACCUCCAUCAGAGCGCUCACAGGUCACAGGAAUUCCGCAGGUUACCUUCCAGCAUACCAUUACUCGUCCCCAGCCCGCACGCAAUCAAACUCUACAUAAACAUAGUGCCGAGGAUUCUGCGGCUCAUUUCGAUGCAUUUUUAUCGGCUGGCGCGAGCACCAGUGCUAGCCAACCAAAGCCAAAUUCGACAGCUCCGAUAGCCCCAAUACAGGAAACAACAGGAGCCCGGCGCCCAACCCCUCCAGUUAGAACCCCAUCCGCUUCAAAUGCAUCAUCUACCCGGCCGCGAUUAUCUCCCGUUGUCGAACUCACCCAACGUUCAUCUUUUAUUACUCCGCGCAAGGAUAAGCAAUGGCGUGAACCUAUAAGGGAUGCCACCACGGAUACUCCUAAACGGCUGGACGCGUCCAGUCCAGAUUCGCUGUCUCUUUCGCCGAUGAAGCGCAAGCGUGACCCGAACGUAGACGUUGGCUCCAAGACUAUGAAGCGUAUGAUGUCUAUGUCAAUUCAACCUCCGCAAACGCCUGGUGCUUUGGGUCGUACAUAUGAUGCUACUAUGCGGACCCCAGGCACUAGUAAAAUGAAGUUGGUUGUCGAAUUGCCGCUUCGAAAGCCUGCCAAUGGCUUAUCGCCUGAGCACUCGCACAUAGGCACGAGUGCACAGAAACGGGAUCCUCAUAUCGAAAAGCUGCGCUCUUUGAUCGAUGAUAUUAUUGAAGCGGAGGACGCACUUGAUCCUGAAAUUGCUGCCGAAAGCGGGAAUACGAACGAUUGGUUCUCCACUAAGACGAGCGACUGGCAUGCCCCGCUUCUUGCUCCUAGCGUGAUGGCAAGAUUAACGCAAUUGGCUGGACGCCGUGGUACCCGAUUAAGCGACGUGGAUUCUACUAACCUGACUCGUAUUUUGAAGCUUCUCGGGCGUAGCAUUGUCAAGGGUGAAGAUAUGGACCCAUUUAAUUCGUCUAUUGGAACUACGGCCCCUGGUAGCGCCGUCAAACCUAAGGCCAAGGGCAAGAAGAAGGCCAAAGGUAGCGCAGAAGAAGACACGGAGAUAGAGGAGUGCAAGGAGGAUGUCGAGUUGACUGAAGGAGAUUUUGAAAGACUGGGCAGAGCAUUAGAGGUCGCGAAAGAGGCUGUUAUUGCAGCGGAUUGUGUGCUCGCAUUCCUAAGUACUGAGAAGUUGCCAAAACAGUUAUAUUCCGAAGAUCUGAUCAAUAGCUGUCUUAGCCUGGUCAAAUCCCAGCUAUCCAGUAUUAUCUAUCCGUACGUUGAGACCUCGAGCGAUGUGCACGGCCACAGUCCCCCCCUCUUGUUAUACGUUGCGCAAGGUACUUCUGACCUCGCUGUUCAGCAUCGAAAAUUACUUGGAGAUAUAUUCCAAACCCUCAACGCCGUGCUACCACGUAUUACGGCGUUGGCCAAUCACGGUAUUUCCGAAACGAUGGUCAUACAGGCUGUCUUUAUUGGGAUCGGGCCAUUUUUCGUUGUAGAAGUGGUUUCUGAAAGAGCCUCGAAAGCCGACAAGAAGAAUGGCAAUCGCAUUCAAGUUCUUGAUGUCCUUGGGGGUCCUACCUCUAUGCGCGGCUUACGUCUCACAGCACUCGGGCUCGUUCGUGCACUUUUCGCUGCAUACGAAUCUCAGCGACCCUGGAUCGUGGAGGAAAUUCUCGGCUCCUUAAUCAAGUUACCUGACAUGAAGCUUAAGGCUGGGCAAUUCAAGUUGCGGGAUGGGGCAACAAUUCACGUUGUGUCAGCACUACUCUUCCAACUAGUACAGACCUCUGCACACGACGUGCGCAUACAUGCUCAAAAAUUGGCGAGAAAGCGGCGUGAAGCUAUCGCCGAUGCCAAAACGACCACUUUUGUUGAAGGCGGCAAGGUACCUCUACUGGAUGAACAUGACCGUGAAGAAAUACAUCUAUAUUUGAAUGGACUCGAAUCGGCAACCAAAACAGCCAGGACAAUCGUCCUAUUCUUGACGCAACGAUCUGGCAAGAAUAAAAAUACGAAGUCGACGAACGAAGCUGAAUACCGUAGUAUAUUCGACAACUUGAUUCAGGAUAUUCUGGUUGUGCUAAACUGGCCCGAAUGGCCGGCGGCCAAUUUACUCAUGAGUAUUGUCUGCAAGUUCAUGCUAUCUUCUCUCGAAGAUGUAAAGUCUUCGUCGGAUACCGCAGCCAAAAAUAUGGCGCUGGACCACUUGGGUGAAAUUGCAACCCGAUUACGAGAGACGCAUUUGACCAUGCAGCUACCCUUUGAGACAGUCGUAAAACCUUUGGAAGAGAUCGUGGCUAAUUGCGAUCUGAAAGCAUUAGAUGAUCUAAUCCUUGCUCAUUCAGAUGUGUAUGCCCACCUGACAAAACGUUCCUCGGAUGAUCAGGCAUACGAUAGUGCCCGUGAGUUGACUGCCGCUACAUGGGCGCAAGAACUUGCAUCUUGCCUACGCCAAUGCGAUUCAAUUCUUUCCAAGACGGAGGGUGAAAACUUGGAGGAUAUGUCCGAUGUCAAUUUACCGAAGCUUGCAUCUAAGAUCAAAUCCGCCUUGCGAGCAGUCUGGAAGGAGAAUACGACGGAUAUGUUUGACUUGGGUAUCGACGCGGAGAUCAAACGUGUCGACGACCUAGCAGAGCGAUUUGGUGGCACUCAGAGCCUACGCAAUGCAUUCGAACCUAUCUUAAGUGCAAUCAUUCUCGCAUUAGAUGCUCCGGCAGUGUUUAUGCGAACUAAAGCCCUUCGAUCUCUCGGCUUGAUAGUCACAAAAGAUUCCUCUAUACUGAAGCAGGCACGAGCCAAUGUGCGCAGAGCCAUUGAAAAUCAUUUGAUGGAUAGUUCCCCGCAAGUACGCGACGCAGCCAUAGAUCUGAUCGGGAAAUACCUGGUUCUUUCGCCUGAAUUGGUCGACGAUUACUACCCUCAGAUUGCUAAUCGUAUUGCGGACACCGGUCUGGUCGUCCGAAAGCGGGUUAUCAAGCUCCUCAAGAACUUGUAUGGCUUGACUGACAACCAUCAACGACGCGUGGAUAUAUGCACUAAACUCGUACUGAGGCUAUUUGACGAAGAUGAUGGUAUCAAGGAUCUUGCGAUAAGUACAAUCGAGGAGCUGUGGUUCUGUGAUAUCCCCGAAUCUAACUCAGGCAAGCGAGUAAAUAGUCGGGAAACAGGCACAUCUACGAGUAGAUCUAUGACUGGCAAGAUUUCCGUAAUUAUGGGGGUCAAUGCCAAUUUCCGUGAUCGACAUUCCCCACUGGAGGAUAUGCUACACGAGAUCAUCUCCAGAAAGAACGACAGGGACUCCAGUGCAAUCGUCCGCCAAUACGUUGAUGUAUGCGACGCUUUGACCGACAGCCUAGUCGAUGCCCAGGAGAUUCCAGGCUUUAGUGUUGUCAAUUGUAUUCGGACUGUGCACGUAUUUACUGCUGCACAUCCUACUGUAAUGUCAACACGUAAAGCGGUAGUACUACUUCCAUACCUGAAGAAUGGUUCAACGGGUGACGACCAUGCUAUUGCGGAUUACUUGCUCAAGAUCUUCCGUUCCUGUAUUCCUCGAAUGCCUACGGGGACCUCCAAGUUUGGCACAGAGCUUCAACAGACAUUAGAACCGAUGGUGAUCAAGCCAGUAGGAAUGGCUGGUGUAGCGGCAUUGCCCGAGACCGUCGCUUGCUUAUGCGCUGUGGUCCAUCACAUUACGCAUGAUUAUCAACGGCUAGUUACGCUCCUACGGUCAUGCAAUAGCCGUUUAGUUCAAAUUUUGAAUAAGCCUCAGCCUUCUCCUCAAGAUAUGGCUACACUAACUAUAUUGGCUUUUAUUGUGUCAUUGCUAGGAGAACACUCCGAUUUCGACAAAAUCCGACAGGAGCAAUCAGCCACCAAAGAUUCAAUAGACUCCAUAGACAACGGUCCGAUCGCGGAGUACAUUUAUGGGCUGAUUCAUAAACUCUACAAGCGAUUUAAUGAUCAGCAAUUGAGGGGACGACUGUUACAAUGUUUUGGAUUCUUGUUUCGUGCCCACCCCAGUCUUAUGACUCGCGAAGAUUCGGCAGAAAUGAUGGACGCUGUUUUUGCUUCGCCGCAAGAAGAAGCACAGGCAAGAUUACUAAAGAUUAUGCAGGAAUUUUUGUUGUCGGAAGCCUCAAAGCAUACACAGGCCGCCGCCAGUAAUAGACCAAAGAAGGCGAGUGCUGUGGACAUGGACGAACUGAUUGGGAAUACAGAUGGGUUCGCCGACUCGGGAGUGAGCUCAGCUAUUAUUCAACGAUAUCUUACUCAGGUCCUAUCCUCGGCACUGUCGCCAAAUCGUCACAUUCAAGCACCAGCGGCAGACAUUUUGAGUUUCACUGUAAGGCAAGGGUUAGCCCACCCUCUUCAGUGCUUCCCGAUCAUUGUGGCGUUAGAAACCAGUCAUGACAACUCCCUUAGCUCACGAGCAUCUAGCCUCCAUACGCUGCUACACAACAAACAUGCCUCGCUGCUCAAUUCUCGCUACUUAGAAUCAGUCGGAAAGUCGCUCGAGUACCAGAAACAACUACAUCCUGGAACUUGGAAAGGAUAUCGCCUUGCUCCGAGUCCAACGGCACUUCUCCACCGAUGGUAUUCACUCGUACGAGAAAAGAGGCAAAGUAAACUAGACUUCCUAAAGUCUUUUUUAAGAGUGUUUGAUGUGGACGUAGCCGUCCUCUCAUGUGCCCAGGAUCAACUCGACCUCGUGCGGUAUAUCGCCGAAAACAUGUCUGCAUUUGAUUACAAGGCGCAAGAAGAGGUGUUGACAGUUAUCCGACACCUUACUCAUGUGUUAUCGGUGGCGGGAAUGCACAUUGUGGAGAUUUUGCAUCAAGAGCGACGGGACAAGGAAACUGUUAUGGAAGUAGACCAACCUACCGAAACAUCCGCGACUAUCGAUAGCUUGUCCCGUGCUCGAGUAGCAACGGUCAUUUCGAUUGUAUUGGUACUCAAGGCUCAUCUCAAGCAUCUGUACGGAAUCACUGAGGAGAAAGCCUCCCGCUUUGUCCCUGGAAAAAAGACAGCCGCUGGGGACAAACCGGCGUCGGCCCGCCAUGGUAGGCCUAUCUCUUGGGAGAGAGUAACAUUUGCGACGCGUAUUGGGAAGACAACUGGGGAUGUCUCCAUACAAGAGGACCAGCUCUUGGAGUUGUGGGCUGAGGAUGGUGUGACAGCUGAGCCAGAUGACUUUGGUGAUUAA